AUGCCAGGACCAGCAGAAGCACCAGCCCCGGCAUGCCCUGCCUGCAAAACCUUUGUAGAGAGACAGGAACUCUCCAACCUCAGUGUCCUCUGCACAGUGUGCGCUGCAGACAAAGGUCAGAGGUAUGAGUUCUGCUGGCAGUGCCUAAAGCAGUGGAAAGGUCCAGCGCCACGCUCUGACCGCUGUGACAACGAUGGCUGUAUCAACCAGGACCUGGAACUGCUGAAGAACUGCAAAACCACGUCUCUCCCUCAGGUGGCAGGUGUCACCGACUGCCCCUCCAUUCGCGCCUGUCCCACCUGUGGCCAACGGGUGGAACACGACAAGACUGGUUGUAAGAAUAUUCUCUGUCCAAGGUGCAAUAAAGAGUUCUGCUUUGUGUGCCUUAAGCUCACGGAGGAGUGCUUGGAGACCAGCUCAUAUUUCAUAGCCUGCUCUGCUGGUGUUGCCCCCAGGCAGACCUCUAUACCCACCUGGAAUAGAAACUAAGAGAAGAGAUAACUAUCAUACCAGUCACGGUAGAACGCAUACUGUAGAGUUACUGUAGACUGUUUAUAUCAUGUCAAACACAACUUUUUGCACAAUGCACAACUUGGUUUUCCUGUAUUUUCUUUGUCUAUUGAUGAUAACUUCCCCAUACUUGUUCUUUGUCUGUUGAUGAUAACUUCCCCAUACUUGUUCUUUGUCUGUUGAUGAUAUUGUACACAGAAAAUGUAAUGUUUCAAUUUUUUUUUUCUUCACCUGAUUAUUAUAAUUUUGCUACUAUGCUUAUUUAUUAACCCAUUUAUGUCCUUAAACAAUAUCAAAAUGCGCCACAGAAAAAAAUGCGUUUCGUAUAAACGCAUGACAAUUUGGUGUCAUCGUAGUUACCACAAGUGUGUAGACUGGCCACAUUAACAUUUUAAGAGUGUCAUUAUCUAUCAUACUUUCAGUGUCAAUAAAAGUUGGAAAAUCAUUCAAAUGACUUCAGCAUAUGUCAUUUGAAAUACAUUUCAGAAUUGAAUUGUUUGAAAACAUAGAGUGUUGUUAUUUGACAUGUUCUAAGCUCA
Oncorhynchus tshawytscha (Chinook salmon) is the source of this 1049-nucleotide messenger RNA. RefSeq names its product probable E3 ubiquitin-protein ligase ARI8. The transcript is spliced from 2 exons. NCBI's taxonomy places the organism in Eukaryota, Metazoa, Chordata, Actinopteri, Salmoniformes, Salmonidae. The coding region runs from base 1 to 489 and encodes 162 amino acids. The record is from RefSeq and is a predicted model, not a curated record.